Messenger RNA from Drosophila innubila, 356 nucleotides. RefSeq lists its product as uncharacterized. The coding region runs from base 36 to 287 and encodes 83 amino acids. The record is from RefSeq and is a predicted model, not a curated record. The transcript has 2 exons. Lineage: Eukaryota; Metazoa; Arthropoda; Insecta; Diptera; Drosophilidae.
CUUCAACUUAAAUACUCACAAUACUUAUACUUAAAAUGAAAGUGACUAUCACCUUGGUUCUUAUUGCAUCUGUCUUUUUGGCAUUGGGAUCGGCUCUACCUCAGCUUGAACGCGGCUCCGUUUUGGCCCCCAGUGGACGCUUUGCUAUGACUGAAAACUGGGCAUCUCCACCUGUGGACUUGAGCCAAGCCGUAGUACUACUGCCUGAGGCAACACCAAUUACUGAAGCGCCACAGGAACCAAAACUCACACCGAUCCGCAAAACAGGCCAAAAUACCUCGACAUAAAUAUGUAAUAAAUCAAAUAAUAUUUAUUCAUAAAUCAAAAAUUUUAAGUAUAAAAUAACUCCAAUUCAG